AUUCAUCAGAAUCACUUCAAUACCAUAAGAGAAAGGAAAACUCUCUCUCUCUCUCUCUCUCUCUCUCUCUCAUCCUUCAAUUCUUCUUGUUGAAUGUCUCAUGCGUUUCUGUAAAGUACCGACUCUUCUUCUAACUCCCUCCAUAUAGAGUUAGAGUUAGAGUUAGAGAGAAAUGGCAUCUGGGUUCUCCGGCGGUGGGGCAGAUUUCUACACCGGUAUUGCAGGUAGAUCCAUGAAUUCCAACAAUAAUCCAUCUCAACCUCCAUAUAGAACACAACUCUCUCAAAUGUUUUUAGACCCAGCCUCGCAGAUCGCUCACCAACGAACCACCAACACCAAUUUAACAACGCAAAGCUUAAUCGGAAAGCGAACGCUUGCUGAUUUUCAAGCUCACCAACAACAAAACUACCAACAGCAGCAUCAGCCUAACAUAAACCCAGCACUCCUUCUUCGUUCGGUAAAGCCAAGGAUGUAUCAACACACCUCUCCAAUCUCCACUCUUUCUCCCAUCGAUUUCUCCGGUAACUUGUCUCCAGAAUUGCCAUCCUUGUCCCAGCGUUACGGUGGUGUGCCUCUUCUUCAGCAACUCAGGCCUCACCCCAUCAAUCUCGGGUCGGGUCUACCUUGCAUGAACACGCUCCAGAAUCAUCAACAUCGAGGAGGACAGGAGACCCAGAAAAAGAUGAUGAAUCGAUUACAGGAGCUGGAGAAGCAACUUCUUGAUGAUAACGAUGACGAAGAAGGCGACGCAGUUUCCGUGAUUACAAGCGCUAACAGCAACAGCGAGUGGUCAGAAACCAUACAGAAUCUCAUUACUUCGUCUUCGAGUUCCAUCCCGAUAUCUCCAUCGCCUACUUCUUCUUCAUCGUCAACAUCGGUGACCACUCCACUUCCCAAUUACUCAAAACAUACAUUAGUAGAGGCUGCUUCAGCCAUUUACGACGGUAAAACUGAGGUUGCUAGCGAGAUCUUGACGCGUGUUUCUCAGGUUUCAAACCCAAGAGGUAAUUCUGAACAGAGGUUGAUGGAGUACAUGUCUAUGGCCCUCAAAUCACGCCUUAAUUCUGCUGACAAUCCUCCUCCAGUGGCUGAGCUGUUUGCCAAAGAACAUAUUGCGUCCACUCAAUUGCUUUACGAGCUUUCUCCUUGUUUCAAACUUGGGUUCAUGGCUGCUAAUCUUGCAAUUCUUCAGUCUACAGUAGACCAACCCAACAGCGGAACUGGGUUUCAUGUUAUUGAUUUUGAUAUUGGCCAAGGAUGCCAAUACUUGAAUCUUCUCCACGCGCUUUCUGAGCGUUUGAAUGGAAAGCCGGCAACAGUCAAGAUCACAGCUGUUGCGGAUAAUAGUGCAGAAGAGAAAGAGAGGCUGAAGGUGGUUGGUACUACACUGAGUCAACUCGCGGAACAAUUUGGAGUAUCUUUACAUUUCAACGUUGUCAGUGCUAAACUCGGUGAUUUGAGCCGCGAGUCAUUGGGCUGUGAACCUGAAGAGCCUUUGGCUGUUAAUUUUGCGUUCAAUUUGUAUCGAAUGCCAGAUGAGAGCGUCUCAACUGAAAAUCCCAGAGACGAAUUGCUGAGGCGCGUGAAGGGGUUGGCACCGCGCGUGGUGACAUUAGUGGAGCAAGAAAUGAAUACAAAUACGGCUCCAUUCAUGGCGCGCGUGAACGAGGGAAGUUCGUAUUACGGGGCAUUAUUCGAGUCAAUUGAGUCGACGGUGCAGAGAGAUCACACGGAGCGAGUUAAGGUAGAAGAAGGACUGGGUCGGAAACUCGCCAACUCGGUUGCUUGUGAAGGUAGGGACCGCGUAGAAAGAUGCGAGGUGUUUGGAAAAUGGCGGGCCCGGAUGGGAAUGGCUGGGUUCGAGUUGAAGCCGGUGAGCCAAAAUAUAGCGGAGUCGUUGAAAGCACGACUCAGUUCGGGGAACCGGGUUAACCCGGGUUUUACUGUUAAAGAAGAUAAUGGUGGGGUUUGUUUCGGUUGGAUGGGAAAAACUCUCACCGUCGCAUCUGCUUGGCGUUAACUUCAAUCUCUUUUUGUCUCUCUGUUUCUCUUUCUUAAUUUCUCUAAUAUUAUUAAUUGUCAUACUUUAGUAAUUUGAACUUUUCCUGAGAAAACGGAAAGGCAAAGGAGGAGAAAAGAGGAAAAAAAAAAAAAAAGAAGAUAAAAAAUUAAUAAAAUGAGUGAUUUCAUUUUAGAUAAAAAUUAUUGGCUUCUCUUUAUGUGAUUGUUUUAUAUUAUAUAUGAAUGUGUGUGUGUGAAAGAAUCAAAAGCCUAAUUGUUUGGUUUGGUGUA
Messenger RNA from Ricinus communis (castor bean), 2292 nucleotides. Its product is annotated as scarecrow-like protein 8. Bases 173 to 2020 code for a protein of 615 amino acids. The transcript has a single exon. Gene Ontology annotation, biological process: regulation of DNA-templated transcription. Gene Ontology annotation, molecular function: DNA-binding transcription factor activity; sequence-specific DNA binding. Lineage: Eukaryota; Viridiplantae; Streptophyta; Magnoliopsida; Malpighiales; Euphorbiaceae. The record is from RefSeq and is a predicted model, not a curated record. Gene Ontology annotation, cellular component: nucleus.